CAGCCGAUCGCGGCGCGGCCGAGGUAACUGCUCGGUGCCAUGUCAACCACGGGGGAAGGAGAUCUGGCCUCAGGCGGCCUGGACGGCUCCACAGGCGCGGCGGGAGCGCCGGCCGGAGCGACCGGAGCGGCCAGAGCCGGUGACAGGGCAGACCGCGACUCCGGGCCCCACGGGGACCACGAUGAUUCCGGGUCCCCCCCAGGCGUCGUGGCCUUGGAGGCCAGGAGGGCCGCGGGAGGCCCGGGGGAGGCGGCGGGCCUGGUAGCGGCCCUGGAGGGCGGGAGCUCGGAGGAUGACUCGGACAUCGGGCCGGUCCAGGACGAGGAGGAGGAGCCCCCGGAGGUCCUGGACGCCGAGGUGGAUGCCCACCAGUUCCCCAUGGUUAGCUUCCGCUUCCUGUUCCUGGACCUGGUGCAUUCGCUGCUGCGCCGCAUCUACCACAACGACCACAUCCUGGUGCGGCCCCGCGGCGGCCGCGUGGUGGUGCGGCCCCGGCCCCCCUCGCCCACGGGCUCAGCCAUGCUCCCCGUGCCCCUGGCGCCCGGGGGGCCGGGAGAGGGGCCCGCGCCGAAGGCCCAGGAGCCCGAGGAGCCUGAGGACCCCGAGGAGGACGCCUCCUGGGAGACCCCCGAGGAGGGGCCGGUGGAGGAGGCCGAUGAUGAUAUCAGCGUUUGGGAGAUGGCAGAAGAGACCAGCACUUCUGAGGGUAAGGAGCCGGCCGGGGCGCGGGGGCUGGGGGCCCAGCCUGCGGGACCCCGGCUCAGCGGGGCCUCGGCAGCUGAGGCCUAUGUAUUAUUCUUCACUAAAGGAACAACUAGUUAUCAAUAUGAGAACUCCAGUGAAGAGGCUCAUGGCUCCGAAAGCGAGGGAAAAGAGAAGUUUAACAAAAAACAAGAAGAGCCGGAAAAACAUCAGGACCCAGCAGAGGGCAAGCCCAGAAACCCCAGGAAACCUCAUAGACGGCCCCGCUUGCCUGGAGGCCAGAUGGUGCUGCUGAGCCUGAGCCCAGACAUUGAUUUGGAGCAGUGGUUCUCAAAGUUUGGUCCCCAAAAGAGCAUUAUCAGCAUCACCCAGGAAUUCUUAGGCUCCACUCAAGACCUGUGA
Messenger RNA from Camelus dromedarius (Arabian camel), 1104 nucleotides. RefSeq names its product cancer/testis antigen family 47 member C1. The record is from RefSeq and is a predicted model, not a curated record. Bases 40 to 1104 code for a protein of 354 amino acids. Lineage: Eukaryota; Metazoa; Chordata; Mammalia; Artiodactyla; Camelidae. The transcript has 3 exons.